Salvelinus namaycush (lake trout) is the source of this 1174-nucleotide messenger RNA. RefSeq names its product SH3 and cysteine-rich domain-containing protein 3-like. Gene Ontology annotation, molecular function: protein binding. NCBI's taxonomy places the organism in Eukaryota, Metazoa, Chordata, Actinopteri, Salmoniformes, Salmonidae. Gene Ontology annotation, biological process: positive regulation of protein localization to plasma membrane; skeletal muscle contraction; positive regulation of voltage-gated calcium channel activity. Gene Ontology annotation, cellular component: extrinsic component of cytoplasmic side of plasma membrane. The record is from RefSeq and is a predicted model, not a curated record. The transcript is spliced from 12 exons. Bases 1 to 1011 code for a protein of 336 amino acids.
AUGGCCCAAUAUGACCAACUGGAAGAUAAACAUUCUGUGGAUAUCCACGAUAACCCCACAGCCCCUGACAAUAUUGUGAAAGAAGAAGACAAUACUGUAUACUUUAUUUAUGAGGAGGAGGUGGAAGUGGAGGAGAAGGAGCCCGAGCCUGAGCCCGUUGUUAUAUUGGUAAAUGACAAACCACACAAGUUCAAGGACCACUACUGCAAGACGCCCAAGUUCUGUGACGUCUGUGCUCGUAUGAUAGUCCUCAACAACAAGUUUGCUCUACGGUGCAAAAACUGCAAGACCAACAUCCAUCACUCAUGCCAGUCCUAUGUCGAGUAUCAGAAGUGCUUUGGAAAAAUUCCCCCAGGUUUCAGACGGGCCUACAGCUCCCCUCUAUACAGUAGUGACCAGACAGAUUCAGCCCACUCCAACCGUAACGACCCUGUGUUUGACACACUGCGGGUUGGGGUCGUCAUGGCAAACAAGGAGCGCAAGAAGGGGUCUGAGGACAAGAAGAAUAUGAUGAUGAUGAUGAUGAUGGAGGAAGAGGAAUCCCAACAACCCAAAGAAAACGAGCAGGCAGAAGGAAAGCCAGAGGGGGAUAAGAAAGGAGACAAGGCUGACAAAGCAGAUGACAAGAAAAAGAAGGAGAUGGGAAACAUGGGAAAUCAGUCACAUUACUACCUGGCUCUGUAUCGCUUCAAGGCUAUUGAGAAAGACGACCUUGACUUCCAUCCUGGUGAUCGAAUCACUAUAAUUGAUGAUGCAAAUGAGGAAUGGUGGAGGGGGAAGAUUGGGGAGAAGACAGGUUACCUCCCCACCAAUUACAUCAUUAGAAUAAAAACGGGAGAGAGGGUGUUCAAGGUGACGCGGUCCGUCGUGGGAAACAGAGAGAUGGGUCAGAUAACACUAAAAAAAGACCAGAUCGUGGUGAAGAAGGGAGAGGAGGUGAAUGGCUACUUGAAGGUCAGCACAGGCCGCAAGCUGGGUUUCUUUCCCACUGACCUGCUCCAGGAGAUCUGAGCCUGACCGGACCACAACCACAGGUCUAGAGUCACACCGUCACCAGGAACAUAACCACAUAUCACCAAACCCAAGACCUAAACACAUGAUGACAUUUACACUAACACUUGUAUUUUCCACUUUUUGGGGCCUAUAGAGCUGAUCUGGUGAAUGUUUGAGCACU